AUGUUUUUGAUUAAUAAAUUAUUUGUGAAUAAACAUGAAUUAACAUGUUUUUAUACUAAAUUAAUCAGUAGAAAUUAUAAUACAGGUGUUUAUUCAUCUAAUAUAAGUAGAAUAUUUAAUCAUAUAAAUGAUAAAUUAAAAAAUGAAAAGGAAAAGGAAAAUGUGAAUAAUUUAAUACAUAUAUAUAGGAAGUAUGAAAAUGCUAUAUCAAAUAUAAAUUAUAAUAAAAUGUUAGGAAGAGAUUUAUCAUAUUGUAUGAAUAUAUUAUCAAAAAUAAAAUACUUUAAAGAAAAUGACUUUUGGUUAAAAUGUAGUAACAAAUUAAUCAAAGGGAAUAUGAUACAUCGAAUUAAUGUACAAAGUUAUUAUUUGAUUGCUAAUUCCUUAAGCAAAGCUAGUGUGUUAUAUAAUUUAGAUUUAAAAAUAUAUAUUGAAAAAGAAGAUAAGGAGAUUGGGAAAUUAGAGAUUUUGCCUUUCAUAUAUAUUUUAUAUGAUGGUUAUAUAAAAUUAAUAAAAAAAAAUCAUAAAAUUUAUCAUAAAAUUUAUGAUGAAAUAGCUAUUAGAUUUCUUCUUGAUACAGAGCACAUGGAUUUAGAUAGUGUUAGUUGUACAUUAAACUUAUUUUCUAAAUUAAAUUUAGAUGAUUAUAAUAUAUUAUUUUAUUAUUUUGCUGAUUAUUUUGUGUUCACAAAAUUAAGAAAUAAGAAUAGUUAUGAUAUGAGUCAACCUUUUACAAAUAAAGAAAUGAAAUAUUCAAAAUCAAAUAAGUAUUCUUUAAAAAAACAAAAAAUAAAUUACUUUUUAGUAGAUAAAAAUAACAUUUCAAAAUUGGUUAUUAUUUUGCAUUCAUUAGUUAAGUCAAAUACCGUUCAUUUAGAAUUUUUUUUCUAUUGUUCUGAAUAUUUUGAAAAAUAUUUUAAUUACUUAAAUAAUAUUGAUAUUUGUAACAUAAUGUACAGCUUCUCAAAAAAUAAUUUUAUGAACAAAAAGUAUAAUAAAUUAUCAUUAUUAAAAAGAGUGACCAAUGCAAAGUUUGAGUAUUAUUUAAAAUGUAUUAUAAAAAAAAUAAAUUUAUAUAAAAAAUUUUAUAUCGAAGAACAUGAAACGACUACUUUUGAAAACACGUAUUCUUAUUUAAAAAGCAAUUAUUCUUUAAUAAAUUUAAAUAAUGAAAUAUAUGAAAAGAAAUAUUAUAACUUAUUAUCGAGGUUAAUAAAUUACUUACAGAAUGAAAAUAUUUUAAAUGGUAUUAAUUCGAUACAAAUCUCUUCUUUAGCUCUUUCGAUAGCAAAAUUAAAAUUAAAUUCAUUAGAUAUUUUUUACGCUUUUAACUAUAAGGUACAUUAUUUAUGGAAACAUUUUUCGUUAUAUAGUAUUGCAGACUUUUUAUAUGCAAUAAAUGAAAAAAAUAUAUAUGAUGAACAAGUAUCUCUGUUGUUGUAUUAUCAAUUUAUCAAGUUAAUUCAUAAAGCAUAUAUUAAUGCCUUGAAUAAUAAUUCAUUUCUAAAGGAAAAUAUAACACUCAUAAAACAAAAUGUUCAAGGUACUUAUUUUAUAGAAAAAUCACGUAAAAAAAUUUAUUUUUUAAACGAAAAAGAAUGUUCUUUAGUUAUCAGGAUUUUUCAAUCAUUUUCUAAAUCAGAUUUAAUGAGUAGAUUUACUUUUCUGAAUAAUGAUAUUGAUGAGUACUUUCCUUAUAAUAUCGAUAAUGUAAUUAAACUAAUUUCUAAAGAUAAAAAGGAUGAAAAAGAAAAAGAAACUAAUAGAAAAGAAAUUAAUGAUUUGAAAAUUUUUUCUACUAUAGAUUUUAAGAAUAUUCAAAAUAAUAGCAAAAAUUCUGAAAAUAAUUUUUGGAUAAAAUUAAAUUCCUAUCCAGAUAGUUCAUUUCCUAUUUUUAACAAUUUUGAUAGGAAUGCUAAUUUACUUAAAUUAUAUACUUUAAGUACCUUUUAUUUUUGUAUAAAUCAACAUUUUGAUAUGAUAAGUUUUGAAAAUAAAUGUUUAUUAUGUUAUUUUUCAUUAAAUAUACCUCAUUUUAUAUAUCCUUUACCACUUAAUCAAACAAAAGAAGAACUCAAAGAUCCAUUAGUUAUAAAUGAUGAUAAGGAGGAUGUAUAUAAUAACUUUUCUUUUAUAUAUAAGAAAAAGAGAAUUAACGAUUUCAAUUUUAAUGUAACAUUUUCUGCUAGGAUAUUGUUUCAUAUAGUAUAUCAUAUGAAUCCUGAAAAACUUUGUGAAAUAAGUAUUAGGCAAAUUUACACAUGCUUUUUAUGUUUGUAUUUAAAUAUCAUUAAUAUUCAUGGAAUAUCAGAAAAUCAGUUAACAAAUUUAAAACAAAAUGUAUUACUAUUUGAUUUUAUAAAUUUUGAAAGUACUUCAAAAGAAAAUUUUAGAUAUUUGAAUUAUUAUAUGGAUAAUUCUAAUUUAGACACAUUAGAAGAUUUGAAAAAUAAUAUAGUAAAUAAAAGUAUGAAGAUAUAUGUUUCAAAUAAUAAUAUUAUUUUAUACCUAUUUUCACUGAAUGUUCUUAGGAAAAUUAAUAAAUUUUUAGAUUAUGCAAAGGCAAAGAAUUACCAACAGAAUGAAAUGGCCUUAACUUCAAAAACACAUAAUGAAGUUUAUAAUUGUUUAAUACAAAUAAUAAACGGCUUGAAUUAUAAAUAUAAAAAAAAUAUAAGGCAUACUUCUGAAGUGAUAGUUGGUCCUUUUGUACUAGAUUGUGUCAUUGAAGCUUAA
Plasmodium relictum is the source of this 2736-nucleotide messenger RNA. Its product is annotated as conserved Plasmodium protein, unknown function. The record is from RefSeq and is a predicted model, not a curated record. Bases 1 to 2736 code for a protein of 911 amino acids. The transcript is spliced from 3 exons. NCBI's taxonomy places the organism in Eukaryota, Apicomplexa, Aconoidasida, Haemosporida, Plasmodiidae.